AUGCCUGCCGAGUUUCUCACUAGCAACCCCCCCCCACUCUGGAUCACUCUCUACCACAUCGUCACCCGCCUCCCUGACUCUCUGUGCGCAGUCAGGGACCACUUCCUCUCUCGCUCCCCCACUGAGCUCACCAUUGCCCUCCUCGAGAAGGAACUGCUUGCAGCUGAGACGAGCAUCGUCGCUGUAGGCACCUCUCGUGGCGACCCCCGCACCCCGUUCUUUGAGGGGUGUUCCCCUUCCCCCCUCCUCCCCUCUGUCGCCUCUGCUGCUGCUGUCGACCUUCUUGGUGCUGAGAAGGUCGGGACCGCGUCUGCUUCGAGCGGGCGCCGCAGGAACAAGGGGGGCAGGGGUGGGGGUGGCGGCGGAGGAGGUGGGGGUGGAGGCGGUGGGAGUGGAGGCGCGGCUGGGGAGACUAGUGGCGGCAGUGGGGGAGGAGACAGCAGCGGUGGGAGUGGUGGUGGAGGCGGCAGCGGAGGCGGAGGUGGUCGUGGCGGCGGCAGGGGUGGAGGUGGCCGGGGCGGCGGCGGUGGGGGUGGUGGUCGUGGAGGCACUGGCGGAGGCCCGAGUCAGCAGCCCGCCCCGACGCUUCAGGCCGCCCGUGAGUGGUAUGCGCAGCGUAGCGUUACCUGCACGUACGUCAUUCGCACAGGUGACCGCAGCGGCCAGCAGUGUGGGAGGCCACACCCCACGCAGCGCUGCUUCGCGCGCCUUAACGACGCGUGGCGCACUCAGUUUCCUGCUGCCACUGAGCUGCCGCGCUGGGCUGAUCUGGAAAAGAGGGGUGUUGAUAUUUGGGCUUUAGACUUUGAUGCUAUUCUCACUGCCAUGUAUGCGAUGUCUAUUAGUGCUCGUGCGUCCGUGCCCCCUCGUACUGAGUCGACUGCAGCACUGCACACCUUCACACUAGACUCAGGUGCUUCUCGCUCCUUCUUUCGUGACCGCACUGUCCUUGAGCCACUCGCUCGGCCAGUUGCUGUCUCCCUUGCUGACCCCUCUGGGGGUCCGGUCAUUGCGACCUCCUCCACUGUCCUUCCUUGUCUUGCGGUCCCGUCCGGCACGCUGUCAGGUCUCUACCUCCCCUCGUUCUCUACGAACUUGGUGGCAGGUAGUGCGCUCCAGGACGGGGGUGUUCACCAGUUCACCCCUGCCUACGAGCGCGUGACACACUGCACGUGUGCUCGGACGGGUCGCCACCUGGCUACCUUCACUCGGGAGCCGGGGUCGGACCUUUACACACUGACCACUGAGUCCCCUCAGGUAGCUGCGUCCGCGUCUGCGUCUGCGUCAGGUCAGCUGUCCGCCCCCUGCUCGUGUCGCUCUCUGGCGCAUGAGACUGUCCUUUGGCACCACCGCCUUGGUCACCCGUCUGUGCAGCGCCUUCGGGCCAUGCACAAACGGGACCUUGUUGCUGGUCUUCCCAGGGUGCUCCCUCCCCUUCCCGACUCGCCUGCUCCUCCCUGUAUUCCCUGUGUCGAGGGACGGCAGCGCGCCGCUCCUCACUCCUCCUCCUUUCCCCCGACGACUGCUCCCUUGCAGACGCUCCACAUAGACGUGUGGGGCCCAGCCCGCGUCCGUGGUCAGGGUCAGGAGAGGUACUUCCUGAUUGUUGUUGACGACUUCUCGCGCUACACCACGGUCUUCCCCUUGCGCGCCAAGGGUGACGUCCCUGAUGUCUUGAUCCCUUGGAUCCGCAGAUCUCGUCUCCAGCUCCGUGAGCGUUUCCGCUCCGACUUCCCUGUCCUGCGUCUGCACUCUGACAGAGGUGGGGAGUUUUCCUCUGGCCUAUUGGAGGCCUUCUGUCAGCAGGAGGGCAUUGAGCAGUCGUACACGCUUCCGGCCUCUCCACAGCAGAAUGGGGUUGCUGAGCGCCGCAUUGGUCUGGUCAUGGAGACUUCUCCAACACUGCGUUGGACGGGAGAGGCUGGCGAUGCGUCGCGUUUUCGGGUCUGGGGAUCCCGAGCUUUUGUCCGCGACACGUCCGCGGACAAGCUCUCCCGUCGCGCUGUCCCCUGCGUCUUCCUUGGCUUUGUCCCGGACGCCCCUGGCUGGCAGUUCUACCACCCCACCUCGCGUCGUGUCCUGGCCUCUCAGGACGUCACUUUUGACGAGUCCGUCCCCUACUACCGCCUCUUCCCCUACCGCACUGCCCCGCUCCCCCCCCCGCCUCUCUUCCUCGCUCCAGGUGCUGAGGUACCAGACCCCCUCCCCCCUCAGGGUGCCGCUCCCUCAGGUGUGUCCCAGGUAGACCCGGGUGAGCCUGUCGAGGUAGCUGUUGACUCUCGUCCUACUAGGGGUGCUGAGCCUGGGGGUGCUGCGUCUAGGGGUGCUGAGCCUGGGGGUGCUGCGUCUGGGGGUGCUGAGCCUGGGAGUGCUGAGUCUGGGGGUGCGGAGCCUGGGGGUGCUGAGUCUGGAGCCUGA
Molecule: messenger RNA, 2418 nt
Organism: Closterium sp. Yama58-4
Lineage: Eukaryota; Viridiplantae; Streptophyta; Zygnematophyceae; Desmidiales; Closteriaceae
Source: the annotation of a GenBank genome assembly